Ruditapes philippinarum (Manila clam) is the source of this 694-nucleotide messenger RNA. RefSeq lists its product as uncharacterized. Bases 69 to 650 code for a protein of 193 amino acids. The record is from RefSeq and is a predicted model, not a curated record. NCBI's taxonomy places the organism in Eukaryota, Metazoa, Mollusca, Bivalvia, Venerida, Veneridae. The transcript is spliced from 5 exons.
AUUGAUUGCACUUUUAUUGAUUUUAUGUACAAUAACGUCUCAAAUUUAAGUACCGUUCCGGAAUAAACAUGUUGAUGAUCUGUAUAACAGCUGUGCUCUUUGUGGUUCCGGCGAGCGCAGUUCUGGAGACAAAUCAUCUUGUUCAAAUUGACAAUGAUGGUCGUAAAGUGGCGAUGGAUGUUACAUAUGACUCGGACAAAAACACCGUCCAUGUUGUAAUAGGGGAUGUUUCCAUGUACGAAGAGGGUAUCCAGUCUGUGAAUCUGCACGAUUAUAAUACAGGCUACGGGAUAUUAAAGAAUAUCAAUGACAAAAUAUGCCUUCUCGGACGUGCACCAUUCCCAAAGGCAACCCCUGAGAAAUACAGAGUCGGGUUAACUCAUGAAGUGCAUGACCAUUUGCUGGACAUCAAUACUACCAGACUAUCACAUGAUGAGGUAAAUGCUGUUGCGGGACCAAAUAUUGCCGCCUUCUGCAAGACAUACUCUACGUAUUAUAUGACAGCGACCCCUUUAGAUAGAAACGCCAGAGCACUUGAAACUCCAAAUACCGAACCUAAAGUACAGAACGGUUUUGUGAAAUAUUGGUGCGUUAUCUCUGGCUGUAUAGUAGACAGAAUCCAGUCUCAACAAAUAUUGCAGAAUAAAUAAAUAAAUUGUUAUUUAUACUCUAAUAAAGGUCGUGUUGAAACAGA